Messenger RNA from Epithele typhae, 573 nucleotides. RefSeq lists its product as uncharacterized. The transcript is spliced from 4 exons. Lineage: Eukaryota; Fungi; Basidiomycota; Agaricomycetes; Polyporales; Epitheliaceae. The record is from RefSeq and is a predicted model, not a curated record. Bases 1 to 573 code for a protein of 190 amino acids.
AUGGAACGUCGACCAUACUGGCAUGACGCGUCCGGGGUCGCCGGCAACACAGCCAGUGCCGCGCCGUGGGCGGUCGACUACACUCUCCAAGCAGCCACGCUGAGUAUCGCCGAGGACAUCGACCACGAAGGCAUCGGCUACAAGUACAACUUUGUACGCUUCCUCUCUGCCAGCGGACCGGACCUCCGCUCACCUGGCACCCACAGCAGCGCCCAACCGAUCCAUCGACGCAUAGCGGUCGAUUCCUUCGUCGGCCGCAGCGGUCACGCGCGCUACGAGCACGGCCGUCUCUUCCGCGCCGUGUUCGUCAACCUGCACGCGUGGCUCGCGUCGCCCACCGGGGCGCGCCCGAGCGUCCACAUUGACCUCGGCUUCGUGCGCGGCGCGGGCGUGGCGGGGGACGCGCGGCUCGUCAUCGGGCACGCGGACGACACCGAGGGCCUGACGUGGGCGGGGCAGAGCUACGAAGACAGCGGGGACGUGUCGCCGACGGGGCGGAUGGUAGACGAAGAGGUCGUGCUGAGCGAGGGGUUGGAUUUGCGCUCGACAGAGGCGGCCUCGUUGUUGUUCUGA